AUGAACGAUUCUGCUCUGCUCGAAGAUGUGUUAAAGGCGAAUGGAGAGGAACACCUCUACGACAAGAUCAUGGAGCUCGCUGCUCACGUGGAAGAGGAGCCGCCCGUGAUAUUUGGCUGGCAGAACGUGGAAGUCUUCGUUCGGGCUAUUCAUGUGGCUCAAGCGCAAGCGGUUGCUCCAGGAGGUGAGCCACUACCAGCCAAUCCGCUUGAUCUUCCUGGCGCGGUGAAUGUGCAGAACUUCAAGGAAGCCGUGCUGGAGUAUGCGCGAGCUCCAGGAGCUGAUGAUCGUCUUGACACCACGUGUCUUCCAUGCUCGCAAGAGCAGUUGGGCCAAGUGACGUAUAUGCUGCGAAUUCUGGAAUUCGAGCCGUAG
Molecule: messenger RNA, 375 nt
Organism: Phytophthora sojae
Lineage: Eukaryota; Oomycota; Peronosporomycetes; Peronosporales; Peronosporaceae
Exons: 1
Coding region: 1-375 (124 amino acids)
Source: RefSeq, a predicted model, not a curated record